GGAAAAAGCGACGGGAGGGAAGACCAUGGAGGGAGGAAGCUGGAUGUAUUAGCUAGUUUGCUACUUUGGGGUACUUUUCCUCUUCUUCCAGUUUCACCUGUACAAAUCUUCAUUGUGGUGAUAUCUGGUGUGUAUUUUAUGUGCUGGGAAAACGUCUCACAUUCCCUGAACAUUCAGCAUUCAACGGAAGUCUUACCGCGGACGGUUAGCACAAACCGACGAAAGUUAGCCUGCUCUGGCUAACUUAGCCUGUCUCAGCUAGCAAGAAAGGACAAAAACGGGCUAGUGGAAAAGGAGUUAAGGCUAAAAGAGGCGCUGCGGCGUAAAGUAACUAGUAAUGUUGCCUCCCGGGAUUAACUUCAGAUACGGAUGAGAAAGAAAUUGGCGACUGGGGAACACCGUGAACAACUGCGAGCCAGACGGCCACUGCUAUGUUGGGGUUGAUUCACGGCUCUGGCAGUCCGCCUGAGUCCCGAGGUUGGCCACACUCGGUGCUGUGGAGGCUUGGGGGCUUCUUCUUCCUCCUGCUCCUGGAAGGGGCCGGCUGCCUCGCCAGCCCGAGCAGCACUUCAGGCGUCAGCAACGACCACACUAGUGUCAACAUAUACAUGAGUGUGGAGGAGGUGAAGAAGCUUGUGGGCCUAGAUGCGGAGCUCUACUAUGUGCGAGACAGUGUGGUGAAUCAUUAUGCUCUCUCCUUCACUCUGCCUGUGCCCAGUGAGACCAACAGCCUUCACUUCACAUGGCAUUCAAAGACAAAGGUUGACUACCGGCUGGGCUUCCUCAUGGAGAACCCCGUUGCCAUGAACCAACCACAGAGCAACAUCUCCACUCAAGGGGAGGUGCCCCGUGUUCCCUCUGUCUUUAGAGUGGACCUCUUCUGUUCCGGCAAGGUAGAUGGAGAAGCUGUUUUAACAGUGCAGCUCAACCUGACCAUCCAUGCAAACAACUACACAGUGCUCAACUUCAAAAGGAGGAAAAUGUGCUAUAAAAGAAUAGAAGCUGACCCAAAGAUUCCCAUUCCUCUCAACAAUAACACUCUUCCACGGCCUGACUUAGAUGGUGUGUCCACCCCCACCACCUCCACCCAGGUGUUCUAUAUAAGCGUGAGCGUCUGCUGUAUUGUCAUCUUCCUCGUGGCCAUCAUCCUGGCCAUACUGCACCUGCACAGCAUGAAGAGAGUGGAGAUGGAGGACAGUGUGAGUGACAGUGGAAGCUCGCAGGGCCUGUCUCAGCCGUCCACCCAGACCACACAGUACCUGAGGGCUGACACUCCAAACAACGCUGCCCCUGUCACCAACAAUCACCCUGGUUCUGCACCCAUACUCCAGCUUGCUGUCUCCUCCUUCCAAAACCCCGGUGCUCCCCCUCAUGAAACCAAAAGCUACCCAUCUCUGCGCAUAGAGAAGAAUGACCUGAGGAGUGUUACUCUAAUGGAGGCAAAAGCUAAAGUGAAAGACAUUGCCAUCUCAAGGGAGAGAGUCACACUACGAGAUGUCUUGCAUGAAGGUACGUUUGGCCGCAUAUUCCACGGCGUGCUGCUGGAUGAAAAGGACCCCACUAAGGAAAAGCAGGUCUUUGUGAAGACAGUGAAAGAUCAUGCGUCUGAGGUGCAGGUGACCAUGAUGUUGACUGAAAGUUGCAAGCUUCGUGGACUUCAUCAUAGAAAUCUGUUGCCCAUAAGUCAUGUGUGUACAGAAGACGGAGAGAAGCCCAUGGUGCUUUUGCCUUUCAUGGCUUGGGGGAAUCUCAAGCUGUUCCUACGGCAGUGCAAGCUAGCUGAGGCUAAUAACCCACAGGCAAUUUCUCAACAAGACUUGGUUUACAUGGCCAUCCAGAUUGCAUGUGGAAUGAGCUACCUGGCUCGCAGGGAGGUCAUACACAAAGACCUCGCUGCCAGGAACUGCGUCAUUGACGACAACAUGCAGGUAAAGAUCACAGACAAUGCCCUUGCCCGAGACCUAUUUCCCAUGGAUUACCACUGUCUGGGGGAUAAUGAGAACCGGCCCGUCCGCUGGAUGGCCCUGGAAAGCUUACUCAACAACGACUUCUCUAGCGCUAGUGAUGUGUGGGCCUUCGGAGUGACGCUGUGGGAACUCAUGACUCUGGGUCAGACCCCCUACGUCGACAUCGACCCUUUUGAGAUGUCGGCCUACCUGAAGGAUGGGUACAGAAUAGCACAACCUAUCAACUGUCCAGAUGAACUGUUUGCAGUGAUGGCUUGUUGCUGGGCCCUGGACCCAGAGGAGAGGCCCAAGUUUCAGCAGCUUGUUCAGUGUCUCACAGAGUUUCACGCAGCGUUGGGCGCUUACGUGUGAAAAAAGCAGUUUUUUUUGCCUUCUAUUUUAUUUUUUUCCCAGCAACACUAAAGGCUGGUGGACACUAUUCAUGAGGAAUACAUGUAUGAAAAUGUGCCUUAUCAGAUGAAAGAGCAGACUCAAUCCUGAUGAUUUUAUUUUGUACAGUUCCUUUGGAGUUUUUAUAUAGUUGAAUUACCUUUUUACAGCAUAGCCAAGUAAAAGGAUUCUUUUUUUGUUCAUGUGCUUUGAAAGCGUCUAGAAAUGGCAAUGAUCGUGCUCAUCCCUUGCCAAGAGGAUGGAAACAAUGGAAAGAUAUCUGUACAGCACAUCAACGUUUAUGGACCUUUAUGUGCCAUUUGACACAAUUUCCUAAGCUUCUGACCACCUGGUUUUACAGACAGUAUUUCCUACAGUUUUUCUAACUUAGUGAAACACUGUAAAUUGUAGAUGUGUUGUGGAUGUGAGUAACCCUACAGCAGAAUGAAUUUAGGUACCAAAGUAGACUUAAGGGCUUCAUUUGUAUGUGUAACCAUACUCCCUCAAACAUGCUGCGUCACUCUGUGAUGGUAAGCCCAUGCUCGGUACGAGACGCCGCUUGGAAAGCAGAUCUGUAUUUGCUGAGAUGAUUUCUGAGAUCUUUACGAAUGGUACACCAUUUCCUCUGAAUGACGCUAAAAACUGUGCCACAGAUGAGUUUCCUUUUCCUCGUGGAUCAGACGUCUGCACGCUACAGCUUGUACAAGAUCAGCAUCGUAAAGCUAUAUGUAGCUUUAUAUGAACAGGACUGAAUUAGUUUCUGAAUGCCACCUUCUUCCUCUUUUUGUACAUUUGAUUUUCAACAUCACAACUUCUAAACAGAAUCAACAUUAUGCUUCCCUUUUAUAAGCUUGAUUGUUCUGCGUCAGAACACAGCCCUUCACAGGAUUGUUUAACAGAUUUUUUGUGAAUAGCUAGUACACUAAUAAUCACUGUGAACACUCAAAACUGCCUACCGGCUUGGUCUAAUCUUAUUCUCACACCUUUAACAUCUUUGUCAUGUGUCUUUAUGGUCACUGCAUGUUGAAUUAAGGUUGUAAACCGCUUCCCGAAUUCAUAUCCACAAAUUAAAUGGAAUCUUUUAAAUGUAGAAUGUCUACUUAAUUUUACUUAAUUUUAUUUUUCCACAUCAAAAGCAGGUGUGUCAGUAUCGCUCACUUGUUGUGCACUUAAAGCAACAGCGCUCCUCGUUGUUUAAGAGAAGAACACCUGAUGCCACAGUUGAAUGUUUUGUCUGUUUAGCCUGCAAAGCUUCAAACCAGAGAUGCCUUUGCUGUUCAAUCAUACCAAACAUCCAGUGUUAAUAGAAAAGAAUAAAGGCAUUUAUCUUAAACUAUUAA
Molecule: messenger RNA, 3676 nt
Organism: Micropterus dolomieu (smallmouth bass)
Lineage: Eukaryota; Metazoa; Chordata; Actinopteri; Centrarchiformes; Centrarchidae
Gene: ryk
Product: receptor like tyrosine kinase
Exons: 16
Coding region: 432-2318 (628 amino acids)
Biological process (GO): axonogenesis; cell surface receptor protein tyrosine kinase signaling pathway; protein phosphorylation
Cellular component (GO): signaling receptor complex
Molecular function (GO): protein kinase activity; ATP binding
Source: RefSeq, a predicted model, not a curated record